AUGAAUCUGUCAUCGUACGGCAACAUGUCCAGUGUUCAGCGUUUCAUUGAUUCUUUCAGUGGAGUUGUGACCAAGUGUGUCAUUGUUUUAAUUCUUGGCCUGAUCAUCAACUUUAUCAAUGGUACUCUGAUUCACACAUUCAGAAAACACGAGGUGUUCUAUUUGGAGCCUCGUUACAUCCUAUUCAUCCACCUGGUGGUGAAUGAUAUCAUCCAGCUUACAACAUCAGUCAAACUGUUUGUCUUUAAUUACAUUUCCUACAAAAUUAAUGCUGCAUUCUGCUGCUUUAUCAUUAACAUCGCCGUCUUGGCCACGGCCAACACGCCAUUAAAUUUAGCCGUUAUGUCAUUAGAGCGCUACAUUGCCAUUUGUUUGCCACUCAGACACGCUGACCUCUGCACCAUAAAAAGAACAUAUAUUGUGAUUGGUUGGAUCUGGGCCAUGGGUUUACUACUGGCGUUGCAAGAUUUGUUCAUUACUGUCGCAACACAACCCACAGAAUUUUUCUAUUCUCCAACUUUGUGUCGAAGAGAUUUCCUUUUCAAACAGCCAGUAAUCUUCAGAGAUGUCUCUUAUAUAAUUUACCUUGUUAGUAUUUGGAUGACUCUAUUUUAUACUUAUUUAAAGGUUUUCUUUGCUGCUAAAACUGCUGAUGCAGAUGCAAAGAAAGCCAGAAAUACCAUCAUUCUUCACAGCAUUCAGCUACUCCUGUGUAUGCUAACUUAUAUAUACCCUUUUUUAGGCAAGGCUUACUUGUUCUCGAUCCCUAGAAAUGAUUUUGUACAACUACACUUUGCUGUCUACAUCAUCGUCCAGAUUCUGCCAAGGCUUAUCAGUCCCAUUUUGUACGGACUUCGAGACAGAACAUUUCGGCAGUAUUUGAAGCAGUACUUGCAGUGCACUUUGAGAGUAAAGCAUCAGAAUUAA
Thalassophryne amazonica is the source of this 927-nucleotide messenger RNA. Its product is annotated as odorant receptor 131-2-like. Gene Ontology annotation, molecular function: G protein-coupled receptor activity. NCBI's taxonomy places the organism in Eukaryota, Metazoa, Chordata, Actinopteri, Batrachoidiformes, Batrachoididae. The record is from RefSeq and is a predicted model, not a curated record. The transcript has 2 exons. The coding region runs from base 1 to 927 and encodes 308 amino acids. Gene Ontology annotation, cellular component: membrane. Gene Ontology annotation, biological process: G protein-coupled receptor signaling pathway.